Messenger RNA from Urocitellus parryii (Arctic ground squirrel), 2034 nucleotides. RefSeq names its product ER membrane protein complex subunit 4 (gene Emc4). NCBI's taxonomy places the organism in Eukaryota, Metazoa, Chordata, Mammalia, Rodentia, Sciuridae. The record is from RefSeq and is a predicted model, not a curated record.
AAGUGAGCUUGCCGAGGGAGAAUCCGAGGUUAGAAGCCGGUGGGCUACGCCGCUAGUGGGUCCUGAGCUAGGAGUCAGCUUCUGUUUGAGGCUUCGCAACCUUAGGAAGUGGCCGUUGCCAUGACGGCCCAAGGAGGCUUGGUGGCCAACCGAGGCCGGCGGUUCAAAUGGGCCAUUGAACUGAGCGGGCCUGGAGGAGGCAGCAGGGGCCGAAGUGACCGCGGCAGUAGCCAGGGAGACUCACUAUACCCAGUCGGUUACUUGGACAAGCAAGUACCUGAUACCAGCGUGCAGGAGACAGACCGGAUCCUGGUGGAGAAGCGCUGCUGGGACAUCGCCUUGGGUCCCCUCAAGCAGAUUCCUAUGAACCUCUUCAUCAUGUACAUGGCAGGAAAUACUAUCUCCAUCUUCCCUACUAUGAUGGUGUGUAUGAUGGCCUGGCGACCCAUUCAAGCACUUAUGGCCAUUUCAGCCACUUUCAAGAUGCUAGAGAGUUCAAGCCAGAAGUUUCUUCAGGGUUUGGUCUAUCUCAUUGGGAACUUAAUGGGUUUGGCAUUGGCUGUUUACAAGUGUCAGUCUAUGGGACUACUGCCUACACAUGCAUCAGACUGGUUAGCCUUCAUUGAGCCCCCUGAGAGAAUGGAGUUCAGUGGUGGAGGAUUACUUUUGUGAACCUGAGAAGGAAGCACCAGGUGCCUAUAUAUUUGGCCUCAUUUACAUCCUUCUUUAAGCUAAAUGGCUCCCUAAGUAUACUUUUUUUUUUUUUUUUUUUAAGUAUUCUCACUCAUAUUGAAAAGAACCAAAAAGCUCUCUCCUCCAUGGUCAGGAGACAAAUCAUAGAAGGACAAUGUGUAUAUUACUACAAACACAAAGAAACUAUACCACAACCCCUGGCUGAAAAUAAUGUAGAAAACUUUAUUUAUGUUUGCAGUACAGAGCAAAACAAAUAAAACCAGAACUCUAUGUAAACAAAAGAGUGGUUGCUGCUAAAUCAAAAGCCAUAGCAGCAUCUCCUUUUAAUAAAUUAAAUGGUUGAAAACAAUACUUAAAAGUUUCACAAAUUUCCUUUAAUAAAUCUAUUUUCCUUAAUAGAUCACUCCUAUUUAACACAAAUUGGGACAUAAAAAUUCUGUUGGAGACACUCAUGGAUGGAACUAAUGCUGGAUUUAAAUUAUACAUGAUGAAAAGAAAAAUAAACCAGAAAAAAGAACACAUAAAUAUGCUUACAGUGUAAUUGUUACUUUAAUACAAUAAAGAAUUUUUAACAUGUUUAGGGGGAAUGAGGAUUGGUGGAAUCCCUGGGGCCACAAAGAUCAGAGGCAAUGGAAGAUAAAGAGCAGUGAUCUUUCUCCUGCCACAAGGAACCUGUCAAACAGACACUGCAGUUCAAACUUCAGCUUUUAAGAUAGCUAUGGAAGGCAGAGAGCCAGCAGUAGGAGAAAUUAUAUAUUAUCCUGUCCUGGUAAAGUCAUAGGUAAGACUUAAAAGCUGGAUCUUGCCCAAAAAGCAGGAGGUUUUAGUCUUCCCUCUUGAAACAAAAGCCCCUUCCCCUAAGGUGCAUUCUCUCAUCAAGUUUUCAGUAUUGCUUUAUUUGCAGUGAUUAAACCAGACAAGACAUUUUGUAGACAGACAACAUAAGCAACACAUAGACGUGAAAUGCUCUAGACAGAUGAAUAUAAAUCUGGCCUAAUAACCAUUUUUCCAUGUAACAGUGAUUUCGUAUUUUAGGGAUUAAGGUAGUAGCAUUGUUAAUAAGUCACUAAUUCCCUCCUCCCUUUAAAAGAUUCUUACAGAGUUCCAACCACAAAUAGCACUUCUAAAAUUACCUUAUUUUCUGCCCAUAUUUAUUCUGUAUAGGAAAAAUGUGUAUCACUUUGGCCAGGAGUAUGUGUAAAUUUUGGGAAAUUCCUGGGCAGGAUGACCUUUACAGUAUUGGAGUCUUGAAGAUCUUAGGUCCUAGGCGACCUGACCCAUUACUACUAUACUCAACUAAGCAGUGGAGUGUUGCAAUGGGAGUUGUAAACAAAAUUUCUA